Rhineura floridana is the source of this 3436-nucleotide messenger RNA. It is a transcript of the gene SPOCD1, whose product is annotated as SPOC domain containing 1. Lineage: Eukaryota; Metazoa; Chordata; Lepidosauria; Squamata; Rhineuridae. The coding region runs from base 82 to 2256 and encodes 724 amino acids. Gene Ontology annotation, cellular component: nucleus. Gene Ontology annotation, biological process: DNA-templated transcription. The transcript is spliced from 13 exons. The record is from RefSeq and is a predicted model, not a curated record.
AGAACAGGGCAAAAUCAACACUGUAAGGAAUUGUCUGGGUCAACAGUCAAACUCCUUGGAACUCUCAAUGAUAACCAUGAAAUGUUCAGUUUGGGGAAGCUCAAAGAACUGGAGGAUUCUUCAGAUGAUAAGUCACUGCAAUUUCCGCAGCACAAGAAAAGUCAUGGCAGCUGUGCUAGUCUGCCAUCAAAUAGUAAAAAUGAAGGGAAGCUGUAUUCAGCAACUAUGGUUCAGCACAGGUCUUUGAAUUUAGAUGAUAGCAGAACAAAGAAGAGAGUUCGGAGACCUAAUAAGACACCAGCUCCAGUUCUCAGUUCUCACCUGUCUCAGGAACAAAGUCGUAGUAAGGUUGUGGAUGCCUUGAGGGAGGCUCUCCAGAAAAGGUUGGAUGAUUCCCCUGACUUACGUGUGCAGAAAAACACUGUAUCAAAAAUAGCUAAGAAAGUAGAGAAGGAGAUCUUCAAACUCUUUUGCUGUGUUGAACAAAACUACAGGAACAAGUACCGCAGCCUGCUCUUCAAUUUAAAAUCUACAGAAAACCAGCACCUUUUCCGCCAACUGAUACUUGGGGAGAUCACCCCCAAGAGACUAGUUCAGAUGAGCUCCCUAGAAAUGGCACCCAAGGAACUAGCAGAGUGGAGGGCCAAAGAGAACAAACGAGUGCUGGAAAUAAUAGAGAAAGAGGAGCGAGAAGCACCAAGGUGUUGCUCUGCAAAAUUCACCCACAAAGGAAUUGUAGAGAUACAGAGAGAAGCAGAAGAGGACUUGAUGUUCCAAGAAACAUUUGGAUCACAGUCACCCAAGGAGGAGAAUUCUAGUUCUGAGGUUCCUACCGUAUCUAUGAGAGACCCAGAAGAUGAUCACUGGAAUCAUACAGAGGACUCUAACUAUCUUAGCUGUUUUGGACAGUUUACUGCUGGCAGUGAGAGAGGAUUUAAGCCACCUACAUACAAGCGUUUCUUACAAAAGAAAGCAAAUGCAACCAAACAUUUGCACCCAACCUCUGUGUGUUCAGAGGAAGGGGGAAGGCCUCUACAGGAAGACAGUGUUAUAUCACCUGACAUUCCAAAGAAACAUCGACGAGUGGAGAAGCAGUCCAGGAACUCGGCCAUCUGGAAAGGAGUCAUUCAGAUGUUCAGCAUGAAGCAGUUUGUGGCAAAAGCAUAUCCUGUGUCUGGCUCCAACUGUAAUCUUACUCAGGGUUUACCACAUCUUCUUCGGUCAAGGGGCUGUAUUCUCCCAGAGGAUGUGUGGGCCUAUUUAGACAGCAUAUGGCCAGCAAGCAGCAAGGAGACGGGUGUGAUACGAUUCCACCCCAGCUUGUCCAAAGGCUCCAACCCUUAUGACAUGCUCUAUUCCUACCUGAACAAUAAACAGAGAUACGGCAUUGUGGACAGCAACCAGAUGGAGAUAUUCAUGGUGCCAUUAGCAGCUUACCAGCCAGUGCCUUCUAAACUCCACCCAUUAGGAGGUCCAGGGCUUGAUCCAUGCCAUCCUUCUUUGUUGCUGGGACUAAUCCUGCCCAAGAGAACAUGCACAGGCAGUUUGGAAACGAGGUCCAAUCCCUUACCAAAAACCAAGGGAAAGAGCAUCACUUUUAAGGACAGCAUUGAAACCAGGUGCUUUUCCCCUUCUUCGUGUUCACAAGUGGACCCUCGUCUGACACGGUCACCACGACAAUUGCCAAUAGAUAGGCUUAUCUGUGGAAAAGAGGGCCCAUCCCUUCCAAGUCCAGAGCCACUUGCAGUCAAUACUGUCUUUGUACUCAAUGAAGAGCUUGAUGGAGAGACAUGUCAUAGUGAUCCUUCCUCUUUGCUUCACAAAGCCAACCAAUUUCCUUUCGGUGAUAUUCUCCAGACACUGAGUGAUUCCCUUUUGACAGGAGAACAGUUGGACAGCUUGACUCUGGAAACCUUAGGAGUGCAGCCACAUCAGCAUGGGGAUCCUGUGCAGUUCUGCACUGAUUCUGACCCAUCACAUAUCUGGAAGACCCUUGAGCUUCUUUUGCCUUCUGAGCCUGCGUGCCCAGAUCGACACGAAGUGGAUGGUGCACAAGGGGCAAACAUCUUUGAGGCCCCAUUCUUACAGCUUUGUACUGAAGCUGUGCCAUCUUGUGAAAUGUCACAGGUUUUAUCUUUGCUCCAGAUUCCUUGCACCAGAUCUGUUGCUGGAGAACCCAACUCACUGUUUGAGGAAACUUUAUCCCUCAUCCAGCAUGUCCAAUCCCAUCUCCAGACCCAGGGGCCAAAUGCAUAGAUACCCGAAGAACCAUAAAAGGGCACUGAGGAUUAAACUGCAUUUGUUUAAAAACAGAAUGCAAAGAAAGGGGAAGGUGGCUUUGGAGGCAAAAGCCAUUGUCUUCUGCAAUUUAGAAUUUAGAAUUUAUCUCAGGAAAAAAAUAGAGGAAAAGAGGACCCAAUAUUGGAUCUGUGCUUUUACUUUUGCAACCAAGAUCUUUUUUCAUAUUUGCUUUUUUUUUUAAGUUUAUGACUCACACAAUCCUUAUUAUCUGGCAAGCUUUGAUUUAGGUUCAGAAUAUGCUUGUUGUGAAUAGGACAUUAUGAGCAGAGAUGGCAAUUUUGCUAGCCAGUAAGAGGUGAAUACUUAUGACCAGUUUUACUAAAAAUGUGUGUCACAAUAUGGUAAGCUAGUCAGCUGUAUGGUCUUGCCAAGGAGAAUCUUACCAUACUUCUGUAUCUGGCCAGAAAUCUGGAGAAGUGAGGGGAGGAACAAAAUGAUCCUCACCCUGGUUAGGACAAUACAACAUAGACCGGUUUACCAAGUGAUUAUUUGCACAUCAUAGUAAGUUGCCACUUUGUUAAAAGGUUGUCUCUACAUUCCCACUGUCGCAGAUCAAUAUAUUGAACCAAGAUCUCUGCCAACCACAUUGAAAACAGCAGGUGGGGAAUUUUAUAGUAAGAACAAAAAAUGCUUUCAGGGGGGGGGGCGUCACUUUGAGGAACAGACCUUGUGGAGGUAAACUGUUGAGUGGUGGAAGAUUUAGAACCCUCUUACUCAUACGCAUUUAACAGAACUCCCCUGUUUCUUGGUGACCAGAGCAGAUCUAGGUUUUAAAGCAUGAAUGUAUGUGCCUUGUUUGGUCCUGUAAAUGGGUUGAGCCCUGGCAUGCAAAAUCUCAAUCAGCUUAUAGGUUCACCACAAGCACAUUUUCAGUACAGCCUAAAAACAAGCAUUCUCCAUGACAGCAGUGUGAAUUGGUGCUCAAUAACUUCCUGAACCAAAGUGUUUGAUGAUGAAAGGACUGUGUGAGCAGUGUUCCACUAUUUUUGUAUUUAAGGGCAGUUGUGUGUGGUAGGAGAGAAUGAUCCCAACAGUAAAAAAGACUGAUGUAUAAGGUGAAGGUUGGGUUGGGAUUGUGGGUGGUGUCUGAAUACAAGAUGCUAACAUGACAAAAUUUUCUAUUUUUGUGCUGUUU